GCAGCUUCCCCCCCGGUUGCCAUGGAAGCGGCCAGGGCCGCUGGCCCUCUGAAACCGGAAAACAACAGCAAGUGCAUUCCAUCCUGCCUUGCAGAUUAAACCAGCUGUCAAGCCAGGGUGAAGAACCAGGCGGAGGUCCGCAGCGUGGAAAAGCAAGCCUCACGUUGGAACUCCCAGAUAUGAGGAAAUAAGUCAGAUGAUAGAGAACAGUUUUGUGCCCACUGUAUAAACCCAAGGAGAUACAGAUCAUACCAGGAUCACGGUGAAUCCUGUGUCGCGCCUCUCACUGUGAACUGUGAGCUGCUCUCGCUGCCGGUCUAAGGAAACCACCCAGAGGCCCCUGGCUCAGAAGGAACUAUUCUCCUCCUCAGAUACUACCUCUUCUGUGAAGCUUGUUAUGACAUCUUCCAUUUCCAGGCGAAGUUAGGUGUAGACUCAACACCCCAUACAAAAUGCUAUUAUAGUGAUUAUCACACACCAUGCCCAGCACACAGCAAGGACGCCACAAAGUUGAGUUGCAAUGAACUGGCUCACGAAGGGGAGACACAACCUUGCGGGCCCACACUGAGACAAGAAUGGCCCCACCUUCUGGGCACAGCCUCCUGCUGACCAGCGCCCUGGGCAUCCUUGUCCUAGGUUGCUUCACAGGAGGUCAGAAGAACAGCACUCUGAUCUUCACGAAGGAAAACACCAUUCGGAACUGCACUUGCUCCGCGGACGUCCGGGACUGUGACUACACUUUGGCCAACUUGAUGUGCAGCUGCCACACCGUCCUGCCUUCCGCAAUAGAGCAAACCAGCUACGACGACCGACUGACCGUCUGGUUCACAGAUGCGUCUGCACUGGGCCUUCUGCUGAACUUCACGUUGGUCCGGGACCUGAAGCUCUCUCUGUGCAGCCCCAACACUCUCCCCGCUGAAUACCUGGCUAUCUGCGGUCUGGAGAGGCUUCGGGUCAACACCGAGGCCAGGCGGCCGUUGCCAGAGCAGAGCUUACUCAUCCACGACGGCAGGGAAAGUGAACCCGGAGAGAAGCCCGCACGGUUACCCGGAGGCCGGCAUACGUGUAUGUGUAUCUCAUUCUUAGAUGUGGCGCUUUUCAACGGGAAUUCAUCCUUAAAAGCAUACAGUAUAGAAAACGUUGCCAACACCACCAACCAUUUCCCCCACUUUUCUUACUUUGAAACCUUCCCAAUUUUGAGCAACCAAAGCUAUGUUGUCACGUUCAUUUACUAACGUCGUCGAAGGUUCCAACCGCCAGGAACUUUGGCAAACCGUGGAGAACUUGAAAAGGAAUCUGGGAACCAGGCCAUGGGUAUCCUGACCUUCAACUUCACCUGUCCGCCCAGCCCCCAUUCACAUAUACACAGCCCAUAUACACAGCCAGCCCUCUCUGCUCCGCUCCGAGCCCAACCAUGGGAGCUGUUCAGAAAAACAAAAUAAAUAGAAAGAAACAAACAAAAAACAAACCCCAAAACACAAAGCAAAAAGAAAAAAAGAAAAAAAAAACCUACUUCAGUCCAGAACGUCUUGUGAGCCAGCUAGAGGCCAGGCCCGGGCUCCCGGGGGUCUGGGCAGAAACAUCAGAUGGGAAAUGGAGAAAGCAGGCCACGUCAAGGACUGCUUAGCGGGACUCAGCACAGCGGAUGACGCCCCAAGGAAGAUAUCUUCCUUCAAAACACUGCCUUAGUUUCUUUUCUCUUGCUUCGUUUUGUUACACUGGACUGGAAUUCCCCUAAGAAGAGAACGCUAGAUUUCAGAUGCUUCAGGACUAUGCGUUCCACAAAAUGAUACGGUUCUCUUUAGACUGAUGUUUUCCAAAGACCUUGCUAGACACGUCUGCACUGAGAAAGGGGAGUUUUGAGAGUGGAACAGGCCUGGUGAGGGUGGGACCUUAGGACCAAAGGAGAGCACUGGGAUUUGAGGAGUGGGAUACAGAAACGAAAAGUCAGGGGACACAAAAACCGAUGGCAUAGAUCUCAACAUUUUGCUUACAGCAAGACCUAAACCCAGGGAGUUUCUCUUGUGGACCUUUUGCUUUCAUUCUUUCUGUCUUUGCCUUCCUCCGUCUUGGUCCCCGGUGUAUCACUUCGGCUUUUUCUCCCCCUCCCCCUCCUCCCUCCACUCCAGAAAUAAGAACUACAUUUAACAUCACUAGGGACUAGUCUGGGAACCUAA
This is a messenger RNA of Prionailurus viverrinus (fishing cat), 2177 nucleotides long. It is a transcript of the gene EPCIP, whose product is annotated as chromosome C2 C21orf62 homolog. The transcript has 5 exons. The coding region runs from base 576 to 1235 and encodes 219 amino acids. The record is from RefSeq and is a predicted model, not a curated record. NCBI's taxonomy places the organism in Eukaryota, Metazoa, Chordata, Mammalia, Carnivora, Felidae.